CAAAUUCAUGCACUAGGCCCCUAGUUUUAUAAUAUAUUGUGCAUAUAGUAUAUAAUUUAUUCCUCAAAAUAACCAAAUCUUUUAUAUCCAAUUUUUUUUUUCAUUAGAGAAAUAGGAAUGUCUUAAUCUUACCAACUUCUGUAAGUUUAUUUCCUGGAAUACUAAGGCCCAUAGAUAGCAAAAAGACAACAGUCUUUGGGAUUUUCAAAGGAACUACUGCCCUAGAAAUUAUUUUUCCUUAUGUUAUAUUUAUUUGUAGGGUGCACAAAGCUCUUGUAAAUUGUUUACUCUAGAAGGACAUAACACUUUGAAAAAGAAAAUUGAAAGAUGGUACUUCUUCUUAGGGAAAAAAACAAACCACAGCCAUCAGGAAGUGGAAACCAGGCAUCUUAAUCUUGCUCAAAAGUAUAACAACCAAGCCCAUGCUGUUCUGACAUAGCAUAUAGAGUAUCUAGUUUAUUGAUAUUGGGGAAGCAUCUAAUCUGUAAUAUAUGAAAUCUUUCUUUAAACUGUAAAUCACAAGGACAAGAAUCUUGUCUCUUUUAUUAACAGUUUUGUCUCCAGUAUUUAGCACAAUGCAUGGCACAUAAUAGGUACUUAGUAAAUAUUUAUUGGAUGAAUGGUAGUAUAUAACACUGUAAACAUAGUCAAUCUGGAGAGAAAUAAUCCUUAAAAUUACUUUUAUUUAUGGUGAGAGAAGAUAUAUGAGGAAGAUAAUAAUAAUUUUAUAGGUUUCAUAUCUAUUUUUUUGGUUCUAUUAUUUUGUUGCAUGUUUGAAUGGAGAAUUAUGAAAGGGGAAAGAUCUGACCCACAGAUUAAACUGAUCAUAAAGAGAUACAGAGAUCGUUGAGGUGACUCAUUGAAAUGCCCUUAAUAGAAUAAGAGAGACUUUAUACUGCAGCUGUUUGCUGAUAUUCAGAGGAAGAACUACCUAUUUUUAUCCCUUGGCCACAUUCCAACAAACUGUCCCAGCAGAUUAAGCCGAGGCUUUGGCUUUACAGAUAAAGUAAUAAAGAAGAGCCAGUGUCCCAUCGGGGUCUUUGGUAAUGGUUUCAAGUCAGGCUCCAUGCGGCUAGGAAAGGAUGCUCUUGUCUUCACCAAGAAUGGGGGUACUCUCACUGUUGGACUCCUAUCACAGACUUACCUGGAAUAUGUCCAGGCCCAGGCAGUUAUUGUACCAAUUGUUCCAUUCAACCAGCAAAACAAAAAAAUGAUUAUUACUGAGGAUUCCUUGCCCAGCCUAGAAGCCAUCCUGAACUAUUCAAUUUUCAACAGUGAAAACGAUCUGCUGUCCCAGUUUGAUGCCAUCCCAGGCAAAAAAGGCACUCGUGUUCUCAUUUGGAACAUCCGCAGAAAUAAAGAUGGAAAGUCUGAGUUGGACUUUGAUACAGAUCAAUAUGAUAUCCUGGUAUCAGACUUUGGCACAGAAGAAAAAGAGACUGGUGGUGUUACUUCUGAACUGCCAGAAACAGAGUAUUCUUUACGGGCAUUUUGUGGUAUUCUGUAUAUGAAGCCAAGAAUGAAAAUUUUUCUGCGUCAAAAGAAGGUGACUACCCAGAUGAUUGCCAAGAGCCUGGCGAAUGUAGCAUAUGAUAUAUAUAAACCUACCUUCACAAAUAAGCAGGUGAAAAUAACUUUUGGGUUCUCUUGCAAGAAUAAUAACCAGUUUGGAAUAAUGAUGUAUCACAACAACCGACUCAUAAAGCCCUUUGAAAAGGUGGGAUGCCAAGUGAAGCCAACUCAUGGAGAAGGUGUGGGAGUAAUUGGAGUCAUUGAGUGCAAUUUCUUAAAACCUGCCUACAACAAACAAGACUUUGAGUACACCAAGGAGUACCGGUUGACAAUAAAUGCCCUUGCCCAGAAACUCAAUGUUUAUUGGAAGGAAAAGACUUCCCAAGAGAACUUUGAAACCUCAGCCAUAGCCAGGAUAAUACCGAAGAUUCCUGACCAGACGUGGGUACAGUGUGAUGAAUGUCUUAAAUGGAGGAAGCUUCCUGGCAAGGUUGAUCCAUCUACAUUACCUGCAAGAUGGUUUUGUUACUAUAAUUCCCAUCCAAAGUACAGGAGAUGCUCUGUCCCAGAAGAACAAGAACUCACUGAUGAAGACAUGUAUUUGAGCAAAGCUAAGAAACAAGAUCAAACUGUUGAGAAGAAGAAGGUGCCCUUGGAAAAAGAGAACCACCAGGUAUUCACUAAUCCACUGAAGAUUCCUACGAUUCAAGACAUGGAUGAAUUAAAUAGCCAAACAAUUGGAUAUGAAGAAAUUGAUAGCCCCAGCCAGUUUCCAUCUGUUGGAGAAGAAAACAAAACACCUGCUCUUCAACUUAAGCCUCUGGAUUCCAGUGUUUUCCAGUUUUCCAGUAAGUACAAAUGGAUCCUAGGUGAGGAACCUGUGGAGAAACGAAGAAGGCUUCAGAAUGAGAUAACAACACCUCCUCUAGAUUAUUCCAUGCCUGGAUCUUACAGAAGGGUAGAGGCAGCUGUUGCUUACCCAGAAGGAGAGAACAGCCAUGAUAAAUCCAGUUCUGAGAGAAGCACACCACCGUAUCUUUCCCCAGAAUACCCAGAAGCAAGCAAAAGUACCAAUCAAAGUAGGGAGGCUUCAGUUCUGUAUCCAGGAGCCCAAGAACAUCAGGGGUCCCUGCUCCCUGAAGAAUUAGAAGAUCAGAUGCCAAGAUUGGUAGCAGAGGAAUCUAACAGAGGUAACAUAAACAAGGAAGAAGUAAACAAAGGACCUUUUGUAGCUGUUGUUGGAGUUGCAAAAGGUGUUCGAGAUUCAGGAGCUCCCAUUCAGCUGAUCCCUUUUAACCGAGAGGAGCUUGCUGAGAGAAGAAAAGCAGCUGAAUCCUGGAACCCAAUGCCUUAUUCUUCUGUGGCUUCUGCUACAACUCCUGCUGCAGCCGCUGGGGAGAAAGGAAGAGGCUAUGAGGAGAGUGGAGGUCAUAAUACACCAAAGAUGAAGAACCAAAGAGAGUUGGAGGAACUGAAAAGAACCACUGAAAAAUUGGAACGUGUUCUGGCAGAAAGGAAUUUGUUCCAGCAAAAGGUGGAGGAGCUGGAACAGGAGAGGAAUCACUGGCAUUCUGAAUUCAAGAAAGUCCAACAUGAAUUGGUGACCUACAGUACCCAGGAAACAGAAGGCUUGUAUUGGAGCAAGAAGCACAUGGGUUAUCGCCAAGCUGAAUUCCAGAUUCUGAAAGCUGAGCUGGAAAGAACCAAAGAGGAAAAGCAAGAACUAAAAGAGAAACUGAAGGAGACAGAGACACACCUGGAAGUGCUGCAGAAGGCUCAGGUCUCCUACCGGACCCCAGAGGGAGAUGACCUAGAAAGGGCUUUGGCAAAGCUUACGCGGCUGCGUAUCCACGUCAGCUAUCUCCUUACUUCUGUCCUCCCUCACUUGGAGCUUCGUGAGAUCGGGUUUGACUCAGAACAAGUGGAUGGGAUCCUGUAUACGGUGCUGGAGGCAAAUCACAUACUGGAUUGAACACUAGACUAUAUACUCUAUCUACCCCUCUCCUCUUCUCUUCUCUUCUCUUCUCUUCUCUUCUCUUCUCUUCUCUUCUCUUCUCUUCUCUUCUCUUCUCUUCUCUUCUCUUCUCUUCUCUUCUCUUCUCUUCUCUCCUUCCCUCUCCUCUCCU
Pipistrellus kuhlii (Kuhl's pipistrelle) is the source of this 3638-nucleotide messenger RNA. RefSeq names its product MORC family CW-type zinc finger 4 (gene MORC4). The coding region runs from base 1067 to 3484 and encodes 805 amino acids. The record is from RefSeq and is a predicted model, not a curated record. Gene Ontology annotation, molecular function: ATP hydrolysis activity; zinc ion binding. Gene Ontology annotation, cellular component: nucleoplasm; nucleus. Lineage: Eukaryota; Metazoa; Chordata; Mammalia; Chiroptera; Vespertilionidae. The transcript is spliced from 15 exons.